This is a messenger RNA of Closterium sp. Naga37s-1, 1767 nucleotides long. The record is from the annotation of a GenBank genome assembly. Lineage: Eukaryota; Viridiplantae; Streptophyta; Zygnematophyceae; Desmidiales; Closteriaceae.
AUGCUUCCGUCGUUCAUGGCCAAACUGUUUUGGGACAGGAUGAAAGUGGUGGCGGAGGGAGUAGGAGUGGGAGGGGGUGCCGAACACGAGGGAGGAGGCGAGGGGGGGCCACACGUCGUGGCUGAGUACACCUACGAGGAGGAGGAGGAGAUCGAGGAGGAUACAUCGAGGAAAGCUCAGCACGGGGAGGGUGGGGCAGGAGUGCAGCAGCAGGAGGGCGGGGCGGCUGCGCAGGCGGGUGGGGUCGGAGGGCAGCAGCAGGAGGGCGUGGCGGUUGCGCAUGAGUGUCGUCCAGGACAGGCGUCGAAGAGCACGCUGAAGCAGUGCGACGACGCCGUCAACGGUGUCACGGAGGAGAGGAAACUGUUGGAAGGGGCGCGCACGAAGCUCGACGAGAUGAGCGGGAAAAUCAUCGAGGGGGUGGCAGCCGCUAUCGCAAAAGCGAGCGAGGACGCCGUCGAGAAGCAGCUCAAGCUUGUCGAGGAGCGAAUGGUUGCUUCGGUCGUGCAGGGUAUUGAGAAAGCCGUCCAGGAGGACUUGUUCUACUCCGCUAUCCCGCCCGAGAGCAUGAAGGUGAUGAAGGACGUUGUGAAAGCAGGCUACAAAGAAGCUGAAGCUGGCAGAUUGGAAGUCCUCACCGAAGCGAUGGCGAGAGGGUUUUGGGGCUCGGCGGGCCCGUCGACGAGGUCGCGUCAGGAGGAGGGGGUGGCUGGUGUUCGCAGCGGGGGUGAGCGUCGAGUUCAGGAGCGGUCGAUUCCUCCUUCUUCUUCGGUGGGAGGACAUGUCGGCAGCCCGGUACCAUCCCCACCGUCGCGUGCCCGUCAUCCCGUCGGCAAGUCCGUGGAGGCCAACGAGGUCAUUGUACUCGAUCAGUCGCCCCUUCAGAAGACCUCCGAAGCGGCAGCGAAGCCUCCGCCUGAUGCUUUUGCUCCGCUGCGGGACAUGCUUUCGGGCCUUGGGAAAAAGGGUGAGAAAGGAUUGGUUGCGGGGGAAAAAAGUGGCGGCCCUAUCGAGUCCGUCGCCUCAGCCGGGAAAGGAGCGAAGGAGGCAUGGGGUGCUCCCAGCCAGGUCGUCGUCGCUGGUGGGUUGCUGUCGAAGACAACGGCCGACACUGCUGCUCAGGUCGGUGUUCCUGGUCGUCUUGUCGAGCCAGUGGGAAAGAGGGCAUUUUCCUCUGCCCUUCCCGCGGCUCAUGUCGCUGCUCCCGUCCUAGGCACCGUCCGCCUUAGCGAACCGCAUUCCCCUCCUCUUGGUCCUGCUCCUGCGUCAAAGAAAAGGCAGGCUGUGACGAAGCCGUCGAAGCGAGCUGCAGAGAGCGGUGACUUGGUGGAGAUGGGCAGCCUCCAUGGCCAAGCUCCUGUCGAGACGGCGUCUACCGUCGUUGCUGCUCGACACGAGAAGGCGAAGAAGUCGAAGGUGCUCGACUACGCCCCACCACCUCCGCCGGACGACCAGGGCAAGACGUACCGCGCCAAAGCUCCCUUCAAAGGACCAGACAUGAUGGUGCGGAAGGGGAAGUUCGUUUCCGAGCAGACCGUCGGCGGGAGGAAGCGGUUCCUGGGCACUUUUGAAACGGAGGAGGACCAAAAGUUCUGUACGGCCAUCUGCUGGCGCGUGUACUUCCCCGACAUUGACCUUCAGAAGUACGACAAGUUCACGGCGGAGGAUGAGAAGCAGUGGAAGGUCUAUCUCGAUGCAGCCGCUGGUAUGGCCACCGGCGUUUGGAGCGUGGCGCAAGAACAAGGGGAAUGUCGCUUCGAAGAGUGA